AUGACCCGUCAGUUUGGACACAGCCCAGGCAAAAGCCGCUUGCUUGGAUGGGAUCAUAUCGCAUCGCAUGCUCUCCUUUCAUUGUUCCUCUCCCCCCUCCAAAUCAUCUCUCACUGCCCUUCCUCCAUCAUCCCUCGCUACCCUCGCUCCACUCCCCAGGUGAGAAGGGGUUGCAGUGGGGGAGUGGCAGGGGAGGGAGUGGUGGGUUCAAGGGGAGGCGGUGAGGGGGGCGGUGGAGGAUGGCAGAUGGGCGCUCUACUGCCACCUGCUGGCCCACCUCCGGUUCACCCCGCACAACGGCGCGGCGCUGACAGUCCCCCUCCCCCCCCUGCCCCCCUUCCCCCCUGCCCCUCUUCCCCCCUGCCCCUCUUCCUCCCUGUCCUCUUUCCCCCCUGCCCCCCUCCCCUUCCCUACUGUCCCCACUUCCCCCUACUCUCCCCCCCUUCAGUUCCGCAUGUGGUGGUGGAGAGCGCAGAGGUGCCACAGGCCACUCUGGUUCCGACUCCCUCCCUGCUCCCUGCCAUACCCCUUCCUCCCCGCUGCCCUCCCCAUCCCCUCUCCCACAGUCAUACGGCCCGGGUGGGGGUGGAGAUGGCGGAGGCGGUGCUGCUGGCCGUGAUGGAGGCGGCCAGCAGAGAGGACAGCCGCCACUGGAUGGGGCUGUCCCUGCCUCGCCUUGACUCGCUUAACUCGCUUGAAGGGGGCUACAGUGGUGGCACUGCGCAAGUGGCUGCGCUGCAACACUCAUCGCAGCAGCUUGCAUCUCAGCUGUCCCCCGUGGCAUUCCCCAACAACUUCACCAGUGUGGGCAGCGCCACCACAGCAGGCGCACCUCUGGCCUGGCUGCAGGGGCUGCUGAGAGGAGGCUCGGGAAGCAGCACUGGUGGUGUGGACAGGGGUGGUUCAGGAACGGCCGAGCAGCAUGUGUCUCAGCUGCCCCCCGUGUCGUUCCCCAACGACUUCACCAGUGCGAACAGCACCUCAGCAGGCGCGUCUCUGGCGUGGCUGCAGGGGCUGCUGAGACGAGGCAGCGCGAGCAGUGCGGUGGUUCAGACAUGGGUGCGGUGGUUCAGACAUGGGUGCGGUGGUUCAGACAUGGGUGCGGUGGUUCAGACAUGGGUGCGGUGGUUCAGACAUGGGUGCGGUGGUUCAGACAUGGGUGUGGUGGUUCAGACAUGGGUGCGGUGGUUCAGACAUGGGUGCGGUGGUUCAGACAUGGGUGCUGUGGUUCAGGUGGUGAGAGGGAAGGGGGGUGAGGAGGCGGGCAUGGGUGCAGCGAUUGGCACGCAGCAGUGGUGGCAAGGGGAAGAGGAGGCAGGGGAGGGCAGGGGUGGCCCGGUGGGUCUGGUGCGGCACAGUGUGGUGGGUGGCAGACGAGGGGAGCUGCGGCAGCUGAGAGGAUGGCAUGGGAGGUGGGCAGGCAUGGGGUGGUGGGCAGGCAUGGGAGGUGGGCAGGCAUGGGGUGGUGGGCAGGCAUGGGAGGUGGGCAGGCAUGGGGUGGUGGGCAGGCAUGGGAGGUGGGCAGGCAUGGAAGUCGCUUCCUCACGUCGAACACUCUCAGCUCGUUGCCCCCUUCCAUUCGUCGCCAUCCCUUCCCCUCGUCGCCCUCCCUUCCCCUCGUCGCCCUCCCUUCCCCUCGUCGCCCUCCCUUUCCCUCGUCGCCCUCCCCUACCGAUUGUCGCCCUCCCUUCCCCUCGUCGCCAUCGCUUCAACUCGUUCGCACCCACAUACCACACGCAGCAGCCCGAACAGACCUCCCUCCGUUCCCCCACUUACCUCGUCCUUCCCCCACAUAUCACCACCCUCCUCCCCCACAUAUCACAUGCAUUUCCCCCCACCCUUCCCCGUUCUUUUCCCCACAUACUACCAACCUUCCCCUGCCCCGCCGUCGCGUCCCCUGGCAUCGCUAGCCUUGCUCGUCAACCCCCCCUCUCUCUUCCUCUCAUCGCCCUCGCUUUUCCGCGCCUCUCGUUUUUCCGUCUCCCCGUCUCUCUCGCUUUCUUCGUCGCCCUGCUAUCCGCUCCUCGUCGCCUUCGCCUUCCCAGCCGUGUCCCGUCCCCCCUCGCACACUUGUCACCCUCCCUUUUCUCCCCCUAUUUACUCCCUUCCCUCGCCCCAACAAUCGCCCGGCGCCUCCCCCCCACUUAUACCGCUCCCUCUCACUGGUUACCUCUCUCCCUCUUCCCCCCAUCCUCUGCCCUGCUCCCCACAAUCCCCUGCCCUGCUUCCCCCCAUCUGAGCUGCUUCCCCCCAUCCUCUGAGCUGCUUCCCCCCAUCCGCUGCUUCCCCCCAUCCUCUGAGCUGCUUCCCCCCAUCCUCUGA
Messenger RNA from Closterium sp. NIES-65, 2322 nucleotides. The record is from the annotation of a GenBank genome assembly. Lineage: Eukaryota; Viridiplantae; Streptophyta; Zygnematophyceae; Desmidiales; Closteriaceae.